Polychytrium aggregatum is the source of this 1579-nucleotide messenger RNA. RefSeq names its product pyridoxal phosphate-dependent transferase. Lineage: Eukaryota; Fungi; Chytridiomycota; Chytridiomycetes; Polychytriales. Gene Ontology annotation, molecular function: pyridoxal phosphate binding; kynureninase activity. The transcript has 8 exons. The coding region runs from base 88 to 1503 and encodes 471 amino acids. The record is from RefSeq and is a predicted model, not a curated record. Gene Ontology annotation, biological process: NAD+ biosynthetic process. Gene Ontology annotation, cellular component: cytoplasm.
CAGCGACCGGCUUGGACUUGCUCUCCAUCUAGACCAACCAAGCCCUGCAGACGUCCCUCCUCCUCCUUCAUAUUUGAAUCUUGAACAAUGGGUGUUGGACGCACUUCGAUCCUGGAUACGCUUGCGGAGCUCUCGCUCCAGGGCAUCGACCAUCCCGAUCUGCCCCGCCACCUCGACCGCCUCGAUCCUCUCCAGCGUUUCCGCAAAGAGUUCCAUAUCCCCUCGGUGGCGGCGAUCAAUCGCCACUCUGCCAGUGUCGGGUUGCCCUCGAAGACGGGCCAUCCUGAUGGCAGCAGCAGCAGCAGCGACGACGAGGCUAUUUAUCUGUGCGGCAACUCGCUUGGUCUGCAGCCCAUCCGCACCAAGGCUCUGCUUGACCAGGAGCUCCAGAUCUGGGCUCAGUGCGGCGUCCAUGGACACUUCAAUCAUCAGUUCGACCGUCCUUGGGUCUCUAUCGACGAUAAUGUCAUCGAAGAAAGCGCAAGGAUCGUGGGUGCCGAGCCUGACGAGGUUGCCAUCAUGAACAGCCUCACGGUUAAUGUGCAUCUUCUGAUGGUGCCAUUCUACCGACCCACCACGGAGCGAUUCAAGAUCAUCAUGGAGGGCAAGGCGUUCCCAUCCGACUAUUAUGCCAUCGAGUCGCAGGUCAAGUUCCAUGGCCUCGAUCCCAAGACCACCAUCGUUGAGAUCGAUCCUCGCGACGGCGAAUAUGCACUGAGAACCGAGGACAUUCUCGCAACCAUCCGACGCGAAGGAUCAAGCACGGCCCUGGUACUCAUCAGCGGCAUCCAAUACUACACGGGCCAAUUCUUUGAUAUCGAGGCCAUCGCUCAGGCGGCGCGCGAACAGGGCUGUCUCAUCGGCGUCGAUCUGGCGCAUGCUGUCGGCAACGUCCCGCUGGAGUUGCAUCGUUGGCAAGUCGAUUUUGCCUGCUGGUGCUCGUACAAGUACCUCAACUCUGGUCCUGGCGGCAUCGGCGGCGCAUUUGUCCAUUCGAAGCAUGCCGGCGAUAGCUCGCUGUCCAGGUUUGCUGGGUGGUGGGGCACCAACCCGGCGACCAAGUUCCAGAUGAGCCACGAGUUCGAGCCGAUUGCCGGUGCUGCCGGAUACCGCCUGUCCAACCCGUCGGUGCUCGCCACCAUCGCCCUGCUCGGCAGCCUGCAGGUGUUUGCCGAGACCGACAUGGCCUCGUUGCGCCACAAGUCGGUCCGACUGACGGCAUACCUGGAGCUCCUGGUCGAGCAUCUGCAGGACAAGUACCCGGGCCGCCUCCGGAUCAUCACGCCUCUGGACGAGUCGCAGCGCGGCUGCCAGCUCUCGCUACUGUUCCUGGAGGAAGGGCGGAUGAUGCCUGUGUUUGAGCGCCUGCUUGAGCACGGAGUGGUCUGCGACGAGCGCAAGCCCGAUGUCAUCCGAGUCGCCCCCGCGCCGCUGUACAAUUCGUUUGCGGAUGUGUACCAGUUCUUCCGGUGCCUGGACGAGGCUCUGGCCGCCACGCUUUGAGCGACAGCCGACGUGCGCAAGUCCUGUAUGGAGCAAUACACUCUGCCUCGGCGACCGGCUGGAGGUGGAUGCACGA